CGUGCGAGUGCGCAGCAAGCCUUAGGCGUCACUUCCGUUAUUGCCAAUAGCAAGGAUCAGCCAAUCACAAGCUGAUAUGUCAUCGGCCGGCGCCGGAAGAGUUUCCCUAGCGUUCGGCGGCUCGCUGGCUGCCAGUCGUGGAGUUCUGACUCGGCUUGGAGACACUUUUGUGCGUCUGCAGUGUCUGACCCCGCGGAUGGCGAGGGAUCUGAUUGGGCCGGCCCUGCCCCCCGGCUUCAAGGCCGGCGGGUCGGCGGAGGACGAGGAGCGGGACUCCAGCCCCGUUGCAGGACCGGCUUUGCCUCCUAAUUAUAAAAGCAGUAGUUCAGAAUCAUCAGACAGCGGCGAGGACAGUAGUUCUUUGUCUGAAGAAGGAAAUCAAGAAUCUGAAGAAGACGACACUGGUCCACCGGCACGAAAACUAAGGAGAAAUCAAGAUGACGAUGAUGAUGAUGAUGAUGAUGAAGGGUUUUUUGGACCAGCUCUUCCUCCUGGAUUUAAAAAGCAAGAUGAUUCUCCUCCACGGCCUAUGAUAGGUCCUGCACUACCACCUGGUUUCCUUAAGUCUCCACAGAAGAGUGACAAGGGCAGACGUGAUCCAGGACAAGUGUCAUCAUGUUUCAACUCUGAGAAGGAAAUGGGUAGCAGUGAGGAGGAAGACAUUGUUGGGCCGAUGCCUGCCAAAGGACCAGUUAACUCCAGUGUAACAGCGGAGUUUGAAAAGAGGGCCCAGAGAAUGAAAGAAAAACUGACCAAAGGAGAUGACGAUUCAUCUAAACCAAUUACGAGAGAAUCUUGGAUGACUGAACUUCCUCCAGAAAUGAAAGACUUUGGUCUUGGGCCCAGAACUUUCAAGAGAAGAGCUGAUGGCAAAUCUGGAGACCGAUCAGUCUGGACCGACACGCCAGCCGACAGGGAAAGGAAAGCUAAGGAGAUGCAAGAAGCAAGAAAGUCAUUCAGUAAGAAGGAUGAAGAGUAUAUACCAUCAGGAAGGGAUAAGAGAUUGGCUGAGCAAGUAUCCUCAUACAAUGAAUCAAAAAGGUCAGAAUCUCUUAUGGACAUUCAUCAUAAAAAAUUAAAGAAUAAGGCUGCCGAAGAUAAAAAUAAGCCCCAAGAGAGAAUACCAUUUGACCGUGAUACAGAUCUCAAAGUUCAUCGAUUUGAUGAAGCUCAGAAAAAAGCCUUGAUAAAGAAAUCUAGAGAACUAAACAGCAGGUUUUCACAUGGCAAAGGCAAUAUGUUUUUAUAAGAUCCUCCCACCCACCCUCACAAGUGCUCCAUAAGAUCUGCUCAGGCCGAUCCAGGGCGUCUCUCCCACAGCCCGAACCCACCAUCAGAUGUCACCAGCCUGCCCUGAGAGACUGAGUGGGAUCCUCCCAGUGAAUCCAUGAAUUUGAAGCUAUUUUGGUUUCCCUCUAAACUGCAGUCAGUGAACAGACAACAUUUACUUGAAAACAGAGGGUGUGAAGGUUUUUUCUAUUUUGUUAGCAGUUUGCUUGUUUGGGCUAUCAGAGCUUUUUCUUUGUGGUUUGGGUUUUUUGGUUGGUUGGUGUCACAAAGAGGGACCUGUGCAUUAUUUCAUGUGCUAAGGAAAAACCAUUUUGAUUUUUCCAACCUUAGUAAGUAAUCCUAGAGGAUGCCUUCAGAGGUCACACCAUUAACCUUUGAUGGUGUGAAGUCUGAGACCCAGGCUCUGUGUUCUUCACCAAAGCUUUGUAAGUCUUGAAACUGCUUUGGGAUGAUCUGACUUGGCCCAUUUUUAUAUGUAACAUGUUUUAGCUAAUUCAUUGUGGACAGAUCUCUGCAAUCAACCAUGAAUAACUUUUUUAAAAAAAAAUCAAACUCCUAUUCCCCAGAUAUAAAAAUGGAAGGAUUUCAAUGAUGGAGGAUGGUAAGUCUGUGAUGCUUCAAGCACUGCCUCUGAAGAUGUUAAACAGACAGUGCUCAACAGUUAGGCCUAAAUUCAAAUUCUGGAAGUUACACUUUCUUACAGAUUAAUCCCAAUUGUUCUGCUAGUUCUGUGUUCUAGUUUUGAUGCACAUGGUUUUAAUGGGAAAGAUUCUGAGUCCUAGUUCAUUUAGGCUUCAUGAAAAUUGAGUAAAUUGUUCAGUCAGAUUAUGGGCCAGAUUUUUCUUCUUAGACUUCUUAGACUAUACAAAUACAAUGAUACUUCCAUAAGAGUAACCCACUCAAGAGUGUUACUGUUUAAAAGAUGAAUUUUCUUCUCCUGAGCAAAUUGGAAAGGUUCCUAGUCUAAGCAGAAUUGAACAGAGCUGCCUUUUGAUUGAAGAUGUCAUUUUUAGUGGGUGAUAUUUUCUGAACACAAAACUUUGUAGAAAAGUAUCUGUUACUUUCACUGAUUUUGUUAUAAUGUUUUUUCUUCGGAUGAGAUGUUUUCUAGUUCCUCAUCCUCAUGUAAAUUCCUAAUAUAUAUAUUUUUUGAGAAGCUUUUGGCAUUUUUAAGAUAAAAAUGUGGUCUUUGAAUACUUAUUUUUGCUUUGCUUUCCUCACUGUAAAAUAGAGAGGGAUGUUCCUGUAGUAUUGACUGUUUCUCCCAUAAUGCUUGGAAUGUCUGUA
This is a messenger RNA of Bubalus bubalis (water buffalo), 2577 nucleotides long. RefSeq names its product GPALPP motifs containing 1 (gene GPALPP1). The transcript is spliced from 9 exons. Lineage: Eukaryota; Metazoa; Chordata; Mammalia; Artiodactyla; Bovidae. The record is from RefSeq and is a predicted model, not a curated record. The coding region runs from base 77 to 1249 and encodes 390 amino acids.